CCCAUUUCCAUUCUUUCGUUCUUCCUCUGUAAAAUAAAAUACCAAACAACUCCAUUGAAGUACCAAAAGCACAAUGGCCGUUUGUUCUGAUUAAGAAUGUAGAGUAAUUUGAUUCACAGGUGAAACAUGCACAAGUGAACAUUCAAGACUCGGAACAUUUACACAACAUUAGCAUUUCUGAGGUUUAAGAAGGAUUUAUGGACAUUCGGGGAUUGAUGAUGGACAAGAAAUUAGUGAUAUGUAUUCAGCAGAGAACUAGGCUUCAAGCAUGAAGCUAAAUUUUCUCAGUUCUUGAAGAAAGAGAAAGGAAAAUAACAAAAUCGAGAAGAACAGAGAUAUUCUGACCCACUUGAACAUAUCCGCCAGCGGAGAAAAAUGUCGGAGUAUUUGCCACAGGAAUUGAUGCUUGACAUCUUCACAAGACUACCCAUUAAGUCAAUACUUCGAUGCACAAGUUUGUGCAAGUCAUGGUACUCUCUUCUUACUAGCUCAAAUUUUAUCUCCAUGCAUCUCAACCGAAAACAAGAUGAGCACAUCCUAGUUCGACAUUUCUCUAGAAACCCCGAAAAAGAAAUAUAUAGUUUAUUCUGUGACAAUGAGAAUUUGGAUCAGUAUGCCCAGUAUGAUUUGCCAUUUAACUGCAGUAACUUUUUCUUUAAUAUUGUGGGUAGUUGUAAUGGGAUUUUCUGCCUUAACGAUGAGAUGAGCUUUUGUAGUGCUUUCUAUCUUUGGAACCCGUCUAUCAGAAAGUCCGUAAAACUCCCAAAUCCUACAUUUAGGGCAGACGGUAGUUUUGAUCCUACGCUGGGGUUUGGAUUCGAUCCUGUUACGAACGACUACAAGGUGGUAAAAGUAUUACACACUACUUAUGGUAUGCCACCUACUGUUGAGCUUUAUAAGCUCAGCACAGGUGUUUGGAAAGACAUUAGUCAUGUAGCUCUGUCUCAUGUAUUCUUUUCCCGUGCACCGCGGGUGUACCUGAAUAGAGCUUCCCAUUGGGUUGCUUCCAGGUGGGAAGAAGGAUCAAUUCGGAGUGUGAUUGUUUCGUUUGAUAUGCAUGAUGAGACAUUCUCGGUGAUAAUGUUACCUAGUUUAGUUAGUGAGAUAAAGCAAUAUUGUGAAGGAACAAACCUUUUUGUGUUAGAUGAGUCACUUUGUUUGGUUAAUUAUAACUAUGAUGGCACAAUUGAUAUGUGGAUGAUGAAAGAGUAUGGUGAAGCAGAAUCAUGGGUGAAACAAUACAACAUUAGUUCUCGUCGCAUUCCAUAUCAGCCCGAGGUUAGUCAUUACUUGAUAAAGCUAAUAGCUACAAGAAAAAAUGGUGAAAUGUUGUGGGCAGAAAACGAUGGACUAUUGUUGUCAGUUGAUCAUGCAAAUCAAAAGAUAAAGGAUCUUGGCGUUCGUGACUCUAUAAAUACCAAUUACCUGUCUCACUAUUCACUUUAUGUUAAUUCUUACAAAGAGAGUCUUGUUUUACUUGAUAAAUGGAGAGAUUAUUGUGCUGAAGACGCUUGUGAAGAGUCAUUCAAUUCACGAAAGAGAGAGCUCAAACGUGGGAGAAAGAAGUUGUUAAAGACAAACACCAAAAGGAGGCUAUGGGUUGUAUCUCUCUUGCACAUCAGUGGACUGCUGUAUCUGUCAAAAACGAAAGGGAAAUGGUCACGGAGAAAAGAAAGGAAGAAAAGGCAAGUCAAAAGACAUCCAUUUUCUAUUUAUUGCCAUUAGCUCCGUUGCAAUUUAUUUAUAGCCUGUGGCUAUGUUGUAACUUUUGGUAAAUGCACAACAAAGUUAGUGGAAAUGGUUCCCUGAGUUUUGCAUAUUCUGUAUAUGAAACAGACCACAAAUCUGCAAAAGUUUCUUUCUGCAUAUUAUUCUUUUAAGUCAUUUAAUUCA
Molecule: messenger RNA, 1893 nt
Organism: Lycium ferocissimum
Lineage: Eukaryota; Viridiplantae; Streptophyta; Magnoliopsida; Solanales; Solanaceae
Product: F-box protein CPR1-like
Exons: 2
Coding region: 376-1725 (449 amino acids)
Molecular function (GO): protein binding
Source: RefSeq, a predicted model, not a curated record